Cottoperca gobio is the source of this 2565-nucleotide messenger RNA. It is a transcript of the gene tas1r3, whose product is annotated as taste receptor, type 1, member 3. Gene Ontology annotation, cellular component: plasma membrane. Gene Ontology annotation, biological process: sensory perception of sweet taste; sensory perception of umami taste; G protein-coupled receptor signaling pathway. The record is from RefSeq and is a predicted model, not a curated record. The coding region runs from base 1 to 2565 and encodes 854 amino acids. The transcript has 8 exons. Gene Ontology annotation, molecular function: G protein-coupled receptor activity. Lineage: Eukaryota; Metazoa; Chordata; Actinopteri; Perciformes; Bovichtidae.
AUGGCUGCACCUUUCAUUCUGCUGGUUUUGUGCUGUGCAUUUAGACUAAGCUUCAGUGUGGAUCCACCUGAAUGGUUCCACAACAUUUCUACCAGUCUCUUCAAUUUGUCUGGGGACAUUAUGCUCGGAGGGCUCUUUCCCAUCAACCUGCUCUCCAGCGACCUCAGCCAGAGGACGGAGCCUAACAACAUCAGCUGUGAAAAUAUAGAUGAAUAUGGACUGGGCCUUGCUAUAGUAAUGAAAUAUGCAGUGGAUGAGAUCAACGCGAACCAAAUUCUGCUCCCUGGCAUGAAGUUGGGUUAUGAAAUCUAUGACACAUGCAGACAAUCUGCGGUCAUCGUGAAGCCGACCAUGUCUUUCCUCACUGCAAAAUCUAACAAAGUGCUAUCUGUGGAGUGUAAUUACACAAACUAUGAGACCAGCAUAUCAGCCAUCAUUGGUCCUUUAAGCUCGGAAAUGGUGUCGGUCAUAGGAAAACUCCUGGGAUUCUUUCUGAUGCCACAGGUUAGCUUCGGUGCCACCAGUGACAAAUUCAGUGACAAACUUCUGUACCCGUCAUUCUUCCGUACGGUGCCCAGUGACAAAUGGCAAGUGAAGGUUAUGGCGCUUCUGCUGAAACAGUUUCAUUGGAACUGGGUGGCGGUGGUGGGCAGCGAAGAGGAGUAUGGACAACAAGGUGUGCAGGAAUUCUCCAAAAUAGCAGAAAAUAUGUCUCUCUGUGUGGCCUAUCAGGGGCUGAUUCCAGUAUACUCUGACGCUAAUUCAACGAUCAAUACCAUCCUCAACAAUAUUGAAGAAACCAAAGUCGGAGUAGUAGUGGUAUUUGUUCUUCCAGAGCAAGCUGUGAUCUUUUUUAAAGAGGUCAUCAGGAGGAAUAUAAGGGCUGUCUGGAUUGCCAGUACAAGUUGGUCCAUCAUUAAUGGAGUGACUUCCCUGCCAAAUAUCCAAACAAUCGGCACAAUCAUUGGAUUCACUGACCAGACAAAGACCCUAGAUCUGUUCACUCUCUACACGCAGGUGCUCUUCACCAAACUGAGUAAAGAGAGGGCAAAUACAUCCCCUCCAGCACAAAAGUCCAAAGGCGAUUUUGACAAUCCCUGCCCACAAUGUUGGAACUUGUCAUCUGCUAAUAUUACCUCGGUGAUAAACCCUGCAGUGAAGCGCAAUGCUUUUAGUGUGUAUGCUGCCAUCUACAUUGUGGCACAGGCACUGCACAACCUGCUGGGAUGCAAUUCAACUGCCUGUAUGCAGAAAACCAAAAUUUAUCCCUGGGAGCUGUUGGAGGUUUUAAGGAAUACGUCUAUAGACAUACAUGGCACACAUUUAAAGUUUGACAGUCAAGGCAACCCAAAUGUAGGGUACAAUAUGAUUGAGUGGAUCUGGAAAGACUCGGUUAUCGACUUCAUAAAGGUUGGAAGCUUUAAUGCAGAACUAUCCAUGAACAAAACCCUCUUCAAAUGGCACACUGAAAACUCUGAGGUUCCUCAGUCCACCUGCUCAGCAGAAUGUGGGACAGGACAGGUCCGCAGAGUCAAAGGCUUCCAUUCCUGCUGUUUUGAUUGUAUUGACUGUUUGCAAGGCACUUACCAGAAGAAUGACGAGGACACCCAGUGCACUAAAUGCCCUGAUCGUCAAUGGUCUUCAAACCGCAGCACUUCUUGCAAAAAACCCAGCUUUGAUUUUUUGUCCUGGAACACGCCUGAGGCUCUGGCAAUGAUGCUGGCUGGGGUGCUGCUCCUGGUAUGUCAGGUGUUAGUGGGUGUUGUGUUCCUGAAGCACCGGGGGUCUCUAUUGGUAGCGGCCUCGGGGGGAAUCCUGAGUUUUGUGGCUCUGCUAAGCCUGAUGGGAGCUUGCCUCAGUCUUCUGCUCUUCCUGGGGCAGCCAGGGGACGUGGUGUGUCGUUUUCAGAUCCCCUUUACCUCCAUUUUCCAAACAGUGGCCCUCUCCAUUAUCACGUUCAUCUCAUUACAGAUAAUAUACGUGACAGAGUUCCCAAAGACGGCCGCCUCUCACCUGCAUAUAUUAAGAGGCCCUGGAAGGUGGCUGUUUGUGCUGGUCUGCUGUGCUGUGCAGGCUGCGCUCUGUGGCUGGUUUGUUCAGCUAGUGCCCUCGCUGACUGAAUCUGUGGAAAACAUGAAAAUAGACUUUGAGAGAGCUUUUCUGUCAUGUCCAAUGUCCCCCUUGAUUGGAUUUGCCGUAUUACAAGGAUUCAACGGUGCAAUGGCCCUCAUAUCAUUCAUGUCUACCUUCAUGGCAGCAAAGCCUCUUCAUCAGUAUAACCUUGCCAGGGACAUCACCUUUUCCUCCCUGAUCUACUGUGUGAUUUGGGUCACCUUUGUUCCGAUCUACAUAGGCUUGAAUACCAAGAACAAAUCUAUUGUCCAUGUUUCUUUCACCCUGACAAGCAACUUCGGACUAGUGGCAGCCUACUACUUCCCAAAAUGUUACUUGCUGUUAAGAAAACCUGAGCUCAAUACAGCAGAGCACUUCUGUACCUUUCUAGAGGGCGCCCCACUAACACAAGCUCAGGAGGAACCACCGCCAGAGAAAGAGUUAGGGAAAUAA